UUUCACAAAGGCUGUAACAGAACAAACAGAAGACAAGGCACUUCAAGGUGACUUGACGAGUUCUCAUUUUCUUACAAAUUUACAAGAAAGUGAGGUCAUGGAAGAAAAUGAUCCGAAAUUAGUCAAAACAUCUGAUAAGAGUGCAAAGCUAGUGGAACAAGAGAAAACUCAUGACGUUUUAGAAGCAUCUUCAAGCCCUCCUUAUACACAAUUGGUUGAAGACUACGAAAAUGCAAAAAAUGAUUGUGAUGUGACACUUCUGAAAGUUCAAGACGGUAAUCACUCAACAUUGGAUGAGUCAACUGAUCAGAAGUUCUCUAAUUCAGGGUUAUUGAAAGAUCUUCAUGCUGAACCGACCCAAGAAUACAAUAAUAUAGUGAAUGUUAAGGGGGAAUUAAUAGGUUUAGAAGACGCUCAUGAUUCACAAGGUUCACAACCAUGGACACAACAGAACGGUACAGAUUCUUCCGAAUUAAUAUCACCAAGAACAUUGGAGAUCACCCAAAGACCAGAGCAUGACGUCUCUCAAGAUAUUGCUAAAGAUAAAGUUGCUACAGAAGCUAAAGACUCAACUGAUACUGAGAAGAAUGAUGAAGAGAAUCUGAAACAUGAGCACGUUAUAGAAGAAGAUGUGGAAAAGGAAUUGCUUACUUUACAAUCAUUGCACCAUAACACUGGCUUAACGGCUAGAGAAGACGAUGAAGAAUCCAAGAAAGUGGUUGAGGCAGUGCACAAUUCAGAGACCAAAACAUCAAAGACGGAAACAGAUCCUUAGGCUAGUGUUUUAAA
Messenger RNA from Brassica oleracea var. oleracea, 789 nucleotides. RefSeq lists its product as uncharacterized. The record is from RefSeq and is a predicted model, not a curated record. The transcript is spliced from 2 exons. Lineage: Eukaryota; Viridiplantae; Streptophyta; Magnoliopsida; Brassicales; Brassicaceae. Bases 98 to 775 code for a protein of 225 amino acids.